AUGGGGAAGGACCAGGGCUUCUCCCGGCACUUUCGGAUCUUCAUCCCCAAGAAGCAUCGGGCGCGCUUCGACGAGGUGGUGUCGCAGGGUCUGCUGGGCAAGCUGUGCCGCGCCCGGCGGGCGCAGAGCGCCCAGCGGCUGCGCCGGAGCCGCAGCGAGGAGCGGCCGGAGCGCCUCCUGGUGUCCACCCGCGCCAGCGCCGCCCCGCGCCGCCCGGACGAACCACCUCCGCACAAGACCCCCUCGCUGCUGGGCUGCCACGCUGGCCCGGGGGGCGUGCGCAGGACAGUCCGAAUUUACAAAGGCAACAGGAGCUUCGGCUUCACACUGCGCGGCCACGGGCCUGUCUGGAUCGAGUCUGUCUUGCCUGGGAGCCCGGCCGACAGCGCUUCCCUCAGGUCGGGUGACCGGAUCCUCUUCCUCAAUGGACUGGACAUGAGGAACUGCUCCCACGACAAGGUGGUGUCCAUGCUGCAGGGCAGCGGUGCGAUGCCCACGCUGGUGGUAGAGGAGGGGCCCGUCCCGUUCCCCAGCGACUCCGAUUCGUUGGACUCCCCCAAUCCAUCCUCGGCGCUCACCUCCCUGCAGUGGGUGGCGGAGAUCCUGCCGUCCAGCAUCCGUGUGCAGGGGAGGACCUUCAGCCAGCAGCUGGAGCACCUGCUCACGCCUCCCGAGCGCUACGGGGUCUGCCGGGCCCUCGAGAGCUUCUUCCAGCACAGGAACAUCGACACGCUCAUCGUCGAUGUCUACCCCGUGCUGGACACACCUGCCAAGCAGGUGCUCUGGCAGUUCGUCUACCAGCUGCUGACUUACGAGGAGCAGGAGCUCUGCCAGGAGAAAAUCGCCUGCUUCCUGGGCUACACAGCCCUGGCAGAGCCAGAACCGUCGCUGGACCUGGAGCCGGAGCUGUCGCCGGAGCCGUCACCGGAGCCGGUGCCGGAGCCCCAGCGGCGGAGCUCCCUGAGGGCCUCGUCCAUGUGCCGCCGCAGCCUGCGGUCCCAGGGCCUGGAGGCCAGCCUCAGCUGCGGCCCCAGCGACUUCCCUGAGAUGCCCCUUCCUCUGGUCCCAGGCGAGCGCCAGGCGGGCGAUGGCACCUCCCUCCCUGAGACUCCCAACCCCAAGAUGAUGUCGGCCGUCUAUGCGGAACUGGAGUCCAGACUGAGCAGCAGCUUCAAAGGGAAGAUGGGGGCCACGUCCAGAUCCCGCGCCUCCCCGCCAGAGCCCAGCCCAGCAGGCACAGCAGGGCCCAGGACUCUAUCCGGCGUCUCCUGGCCCAGCGAGCAGCUCCUGCCCUCCCCCUGCUACUACCCACUGUGCUCGGGGGGCCCGGCUUCCCCCAGCAGCUCCGAGUCUCACCCCUAUGCUAGCCUGGACAGCAGCAGGGCGCCCUCCCCACAGCCAGGCCUCGGGCCCAUCCACUCUGACAGCCCCCCCAGCCCCGACCUGGCCCGCCAGCCCAGCCGCAGGAAGCUCUUCACCUUCUCCCGGCCUGUGCGAAGCCAGGACGCUGACACUGACCGCUUCCUGGAUGCCCUGAGCGAGCAGCUGGGCCCCCGGGUCCCCAUCGGGGAUGACUUUCUGAGCCCGGAAAAUGACUAUGAGGAGAUGAGCUUCCAUGAUGAUGACCAGGGCAGCUUUGUAACCAACGAGCGGAGCAGUGCUAGCGAGUGCAUCAGCAGCAGUGAGGAGGGCAGCUCCCUGACCUACUCUUCCAUAUCCGACCACAUCCCCCCACCCCCACUCAGCCCCCCUCCACCGCCACCCCUGCCCUUCCAUGACCCCAAGCCCAUCCCCCGCACCCCUGACGGUCCCCGGGGCCCCACUCAGACUCUGGCCAAGCCCCUUACCCAACUGAGCCAUCCAGUCCCUCCACCGCCCCCGCCGCCCCUGCCCCCACCCGUGCCCUGUGCACCCCCCAUGCUGUCCCGGGGCCUGGGUCACCGCCGCAGCGAGACCAGCCACAUGAGCGUCAAGCGCCUGCGGUGGGAGCAGGUGGAGAACUCAGAAGGCACCAUCUGGGGUCAGCUCGGGGAAGACUCUGACUAUGAUAAGCUGAGUGACAUGGUGAAAUACCUCGACCUGGAACUCCACUUCGGCACCCAGAAAACUGCGAAGCCAGUACCUGGGCCUGAGCCCUUCAGGAAGAAGGAGGUGGUGGAGAUCCUGUCCCACAAGAAGGCCUACAACACCUCCAUCCUACUGGCGCACUUGAAGCUGAGCCCCGCGGAGCUGCGGCAGGUGCUCAUGAGCAUGGAGCCCGGGCGCCUGGAACCCGCGCACCUGGCGCAGCUGCUGCUCUUCUCGCCGGACGCGGACGAGGAGCUGCGCUACCAGGCCUUCCGCGAGGCGCCCGGCCGCCUCAGCGAGCCCGACCAGUUCGUCCUGCAGAUGCUAUCCGUUCCGGAAUACAAAACUCGCCUGCGCAGCCUCCAUUUCCAGGCUACCCUGCAGGAGAAGACGGAAGAGAUCCGGGGCAGCCUGGAGUGCUUGCGCCAGGCCUCUCUGGAGCUCAGGAACAGCCGGAAGCUGGCCAAGAUCCUGGAGUUUGUGCUGGCCAUGGGCAACUAUCUCAACGAUGGACAGCCCAAAACCAACAAGACCACGGGCUUCAAAAUCAACUUCCUGACAGAGCUGAACUCCACCAAGACAGUGGACGGGAAGUCCACCUUCCUGCACAUCCUUGCCAAAUCGCUGAGCCAGCACUUCCCUGAGCUCCUAGGCUUCGCUCAGGACCUGCCUACUGUGCCCCUGGCUGCCAAAGUGAACCAACGGGCCCUGACCAGUGACCUGGAUGACCUCCACUGUACCAUUAGUGAGAUACAGGCAGCCUGCCAGAGCAUGUCCCCCUGCAGCGAGGACAAGUUUGCCAUGGUCAUGACAUCAUUUCUGGAGACCGCCCAGCCUGUGUUGCGGGCACUGGACGGGCUGCAGCGAGAGGCCACAGAGGAGCUAAGCAAGGCGCUGGCCUUCUUUGGGGAGGAUUCCAAAGCCACCACCUCUGAGGCCUUCUUUGGCAUCUUUGCAGAGUUCAUGAGCAAGUUUGAGCGGGCGCUCAGCGACCUGCAGGCUGGGGAGGGUGUGCGCAGCUCCGGGAUGGCUUCGCCCCUGGCCUGGUGACAGCGGCUGCCCUACAACCCCUUCAGCCCAGGCAUGGAGAGGGACACCAGAGGCUGUGCCCAAGUGGGCUGCCUGUGUGCCACCAAGGUUUGGGCCAUGCCUGCCCCUCCCACACCUCCUCCCUGGGACCUUGGGCUGUCGUGCCUGUGUCUCCAGCUACCUCAGCCUUUGAACUUCCGCCACUGUGAAGGUCCUGGGUUUGGUUGGACCCCCAUCUCCCAGCUGACCCCUGGCCCUGAGCGCUGAGGGCAUGGGGCAGAAGUGGGUGAGGACUCCCAGGGAAAAUGAACCACAUCUGCCAUGGGCGCUGGUGUGCUCACCCCAGAAGGACCAUCCACUGCUCCCAGCCUGGCUGCACCCCACGUUCCCCUGACUUGCUUGGCUGCCUAGCUCCCAGGGAUACCAACAAGAGCAGCCAGCCCUCAGGUCACGGGGAACCCAGGGAGGGGUGAGGGACUGCAACCAGCAGGAGAAUUGAGAAGUGGCCACGGCCCUGGGGCAGCAUCUGCUGUCAUGGCGUGGCCAGAGCACACAGGUGCUGAGGAAGGACGUCCGAACAUUUCUUGGCCCACUCAGAGUGGGCCCCGGGGGACGUGAUCAUGGAGCACAGACCUUGAGGACCCUGCGCCCUGAAGAGAGAGGCAGAGCUCUUGGACACGGCACACCACACCAUGGUGCAUUCUGAGACCUGGUGGUCCCUCAUCCAGCCGGGGUCUCCUGGGGCCACUCAGAAGGCAGCAGGAACACAGGAAGGAGAGCCACAAGUGUGCACCCAGGCUGAGUCUUGGAAGCUGGAGGAGACUGCA
Artibeus jamaicensis (Jamaican fruit-eating bat) is the source of this 3923-nucleotide messenger RNA. RefSeq names its product Grid2 interacting protein (gene GRID2IP). Gene Ontology annotation, molecular function: protein binding. Lineage: Eukaryota; Metazoa; Chordata; Mammalia; Chiroptera; Phyllostomidae. The transcript has 21 exons. The coding region runs from base 1 to 3117 and encodes 1038 amino acids. The record is from RefSeq and is a predicted model, not a curated record.